Molecule: messenger RNA, 1935 nt
Organism: Melanotaenia boesemani (Boeseman's rainbowfish)
Lineage: Eukaryota; Metazoa; Chordata; Actinopteri; Atheriniformes; Melanotaeniidae
Product: cytochrome P450 2J4-like
Exons: 9
Coding region: 109-1602 (497 amino acids)
Biological process (GO): xenobiotic metabolic process
Cellular component (GO): intracellular membrane-bounded organelle; cytoplasm
Molecular function (GO): oxidoreductase activity, acting on paired donors, with incorporation or reduction of molecular oxygen, reduced flavin or flavoprotein as one donor, and incorporation of one atom of oxygen; iron ion binding; heme binding
Source: RefSeq, a predicted model, not a curated record
UACCGUGUGUGUUGACAAAGCCAUAAACCAAGUGCGAACAGACUUUAUAAAAACUCAGCUCCUUUAAACACAGACUUGCUGCUGCUGCCUGUUCUGUUCCCUUAAAUCAUGUGGCUUCAUGAUUUUUUUCUGAGUUUGGAUCUUAAAGGAGUUUUAUUGUUUAUUUUUGUGUUUCUCUUGAUAGCAGACUUCCUAAAAAAUAGGAAACCUCCAAAUUUUCCUCCUGGGCCUCCAGCUCUUCCCUUGUUGGGAAAUAUUCUGAGUGUGGAUAGAAAACACCCACACAAAUAUUUCACCAAGUUGGCUGAUAUCCAUGGGGAUCUCUUCAGGGUUCGCUUUGGCAGUGACACACAGGUGUUUGUGUCAGGGUACAAGAUGGUGAAGGAGGCCAUAAUAACACAAGCUGGGAACUUUGUGGAUCGACCACAGAGUGCCAUCGUUGACAGGGUUUACUAUGGUCUCACUAACGGUCUUUUCAUGAGCAACGGUGAAACCUGGAAGAAACAGAGACGCUUUGCUUUGUCUACCUUACGCAACUUCGGCCUUGGCAAAAACAUCUUGGAACAGUGUAUGUGUGAGGAGAUCCAGUACCUGCAGGAGGAGAUAAGGAAGGAGAAAGGUGGACCUUUCUGCCCUGCAGGCCUCUUCAAUAAUGCUGUAUCCAAUAUUAUUUGCCAGCUGGUGAUGGGAAAAAGAUUUGACUACAGUGAUCACAACUUUCAGAUCAUGCUGAAAUGUCUGAACGAGAUCCUUCAGCUGCAGGGGUCACCAUGGGGUAUGCUCUAUGAGGCUUUCCCUGGGAUAAUGAAACACAUGCCAGGUCCUCACAACAAAAUGUUCAAACACUACACUGUCCUACAACAUUUCAUUGGUCAGGAAGUAGAGAGGCAUAAGAAAGACCUGGACCACAACAAUCCCCGGGACUACAUCGACACUUUCCUCAUUGAAAUGGAAAAGCACAAAGAGUCCGACCUGGGCUUCACUGAGACCAAUCUGGUUCUCUGCUCUCUGGAUCUUUUCGUUGCUGGAACAGAAACAACAUCUACCACUCUGAUGUGGGCUUUAAUUUACCUCAUCAAACACCCUGAUGUCCAAGACAAAGUCCAUGCAGAGAUCGACAGAGUGAUUGGACAGACCCGCCAGCCCUCCAUGGCCGAUAGACCAAACAUGCCUUACACUGAUGCUGUCAUUCACGAGGUUCAGAGGAUAGGAAAUAUUGUUCCUCUCAACGGACUCAGGGUGGCUGCCAAAGAUACAACUCUUGGAGGUUAUUUCAUACCCAAGGGUACUUCAAUUAUGCCCAUGCUGACCUCUGUGCUGUUUGACAAGAAUGAAUGGGAGACUCCAGACACCUUCAAUCCUGGACACUUCCUGGAUGCUGAAGGAAAGUUUGUCAAGAGAGAAGCAUUCCUGCCCUUCUCUGCAGGGAAACGUGUGUGUCUUGGAGAAGGCCUCGCCAAGAUGGAGCUGUUCCUGUUUUUGGUUGGAUUACUGCAGAAGUUCUCCUUCUUUGUUCCUGAUGGAGUAGAGCUGAGUACAGAAGGAUUAACUGGAGCUACACGAGUACCUCAUCCCUACAAAUGUUAUGCUAAAGCUCGCUGAGUUAUAUAUUAUCUCACCACAUCAGUUUUGACUAAGCUGGUGUGUAACAGAAGCUUUUGAAGACAAGUGAUUCUGUUUCUCUUCAGCUGUAAAUUUAACUCUGGGUGAAUUUUAUUUUAUAUAACAUUACUUUAUGAACAUCAUCAUUUAUAAUGAGGAAAAUGAAGAUUUUGUAUCAGUUUACAUUUUGUAAACUUAAACAGUAGUUUUUUUUACCCUUUUCAUCAGUUAUGUCAUGGUAUGAGUAAAUGAAGUGUAUAAACUGUGUAAUAUGUGAAUAAAGAAGCUUUAAGACAAGUUCAAUUUGAUACAAAGACAAUACAAAUGUUCAAA